AUGGUAUUCACACGCGACUCCCUAAUCCUCAGUGUAUUUGGAGGCGGGCUUUUGGGAGGAGAUGAGGUCCUGAGGGCCGCGUCCCGGGCGCGCGCCGCGGAGGAGGAGGAGGUGCCGGCCGAGUGGCUGCUCCUGCACGUGGUCCAGGGGCAGGUGGGCGCCGGGAAUUACAGCUACCUGCGGCUCAACCACGAGGGCAGGAUCGUGCUGGCCAUGCGCAGCCUGCGGGGCGACGCCGACCUGUACGUGUCCGACAGCACCCUGCACCCCAACUUCGACGACUACGAGCUGCAGUCUGUCACCUGCGGCCGGGACGUGGUCUCCAUCCCCGCGCACUUCCAGCGCCCGGUGGGGAUCGGGGUGUACGGGCACCCGUCACACCAGGACAGCGAGUUCGAGAUGAAGGUGUAUUUAGACCGGACGGUCCGGCGGCACCCGCUCGGGGACUCCGCUUACUCGGACGACGCGGAGGCGAGUCACACGCACACCUACGACCCCGAAGGUGCGUCUCAGGAGGAGGAAUCCGUGCUUUGGACGAUACUAAUCAGCAUUUUGAAACUGGUACUUGAAAUUCUUUUUUGAACUCUGUCUGCAGAACACCAGUAAUCUGUGAAGGUGAUGGCAGGAACCCAGCUGCUUCCACCCGGCUGGAAGC
Molecule: messenger RNA, 655 nt
Organism: Miniopterus natalensis
Lineage: Eukaryota; Metazoa; Chordata; Mammalia; Chiroptera; Miniopteridae
Source: RefSeq, a predicted model, not a curated record